AGUGGGUUGCGAACGUCUCCCUUUUCUAACCUCAAAAAUGCGCGAGAAGAUCGUAGUGUUAUAUCAAAGUGGGCUAAAUUUAAUCUAAAAUAAUUGUUCUAGUGUCCAAAAGUGUACAAUGCCGUCGAAAAAAAGAAAAUAUAAUGCUAGGUUUCCAGCGGGACGAAUUAAGAAAAUUAUGCAGCAAGACGAAGAGGUGGGGAAAAUGGCACAAGCCGUGCCGAUUGUUAUCUCUCGGACCCUGGAGCUCUUUGUGGAAUCCCUCCUCGGCAAGGCAAUGCAGGUCACUGCACAACGGAACGCCAAGACGCUUAGCCCCAGCCACGUGAAACAGUGCAUCCUGGCCGAGUCCAGGUUUGACUUUCUGAGGGAUCUGGUUAAAAAUAUACCAGACGUCACAGCGGGGGAGGAGAGAGAAAUGUUGAGCGGGGAGAGUUCACCAAAUUCGUCUAGAUUUUCCGACACAACUGUACCUCGGAGGGUAGUCAGAGAAGACUCGAACAGUUCGAGUAGCUCAGAUGUCAAAGUACAACAAGUGUUGCCAGCGCUCAGAGAAAAAAUUAUCCAACGGAUGACGAGCGAAGAGAAACCAAAUACCCUAGUCCCAAGUCCCGGAAUAGCUAUAGAUCUAACAGUCAAACAAGACAAACCCGUUGUCACGGCUAACUUUUACCAGGAAACCCUACUUGAUGACCACAGGAGCGUCAUCAAAGUCAAUCCAAUUUACUCCCCGCAACCAUCCACAUCAACCCAUACCUUGACUCCCAUGGAGCCAGUCAAAGUGCCAAAGCAAGAUAUAUUCCUAGACGUAAGGAACCAACCCAUCACGCCAGUUUUAAAUAUAGACUUCACCAAGGAUCUGGAGAAACCGGAAAUCAAAGUGCUCGAUCCGGUGGCAAAUAUCGCCGUUAAGAAAAAAAUCCAGAGACAAAACUCGAAGAAGGAGAAGAAGCCGGAAGUUAAGUUUCCCGCGCCGGUUGAUUUGGAUCAUUUGAACGCGGGGAACCUGCAAAUCGACGAAGACUACGAUACCUGAAUACUUGUAAGUUGUUUUGUUCUAAAGUGCUAAGUUAGGUUUCCUACACUUGUUACCUAAUUUAUGAUUUUACUGCCGAGGAAGGUAGUUUUAAGUUUUUUUUUAAUCGUUGAUUCAGAAGACGUCAACGAUUUUUGAUAUUUAUAAGUUGGCAACACUGAUUAAUGUUUGUUGCACUAUAUUUUUCAGACGCAAGGUUGGAAAAUGCACUUUAUAUGAAAAGUAAUAUUAAGAUAAAAGCGUUUGAUUUGAAAUAAUGAAGUAUACAUAGAGGCUUAUGCCCUAACAUUGGGCGUACAUGUGAUUCUAUUUAGGAGAAGCAAUGUUAACAGUUUAAAAAUUAGGUAAAAAGAUGUAGGUUUAAUGUUAGUUUCGAUAGACUGGAUGCUAUAAAAUAUUAAAGUAAAACUGUGUAGAAAUUAAAUGUUAUUAUGAAAUGUUCGUGUAGUGUUUAAAUGUUAAUCAAAUUGCAGUACCUCCAAAAAUAUUUUGUCAUAGCUCCAUUUUCGAACACUUAAUAUAAAAUAGGCUAUCGAUCUAUCGCUUGUCUCUUUCACUCGCGUACGAAUAUUCAUCUAUCUCGUUUAUACAGGUGAUACGAUUGUGUGUGAAUGAAAGAGACAAGUAACGUAGUUAGAAUUUCUUCGUGUUCUGUAAAUAGUCUAUAGAAAUACAAAACUGUCUUUCUAUUUAGCUUGAAAUGUAAAUAAAACCGAUUUGACUAGAUGACAAGAAAAUGUAAGCCAUGAAAUGGCGACCUAAUUUUAGAAGUCCAGCGAACAUGUAAAACAGAGAUCUCAACACAGUCAGUGACUAAAUGCUAUAAAACCACGUGACAUACAAUCCUAUGAGGAUAAAAGGAUGUUUUCGAAUGACAAUGUCGCUCAUGACAAUGUCAUCUAAAUAUAGUUUUGCAUGUUGCCGUUAGCGCUAUAAUAUUAAGUGACAGCUGUUUCGCGUGUUAAUGUCAUCCACGCGCAACCCGCAAGUCAUAAUUGUAAGUCAGAAGACGCCAACUUAAAAUUGCCAUAGAAAAAAGAUACUUAAAGCGCCAUCGUUCAACGAAGUUCAUUCUUUAUUUUACAUGUUCCGGAUGACUGUUUAGUAUUAUUUUACCUCGACGAUUCUAUGUGUGGCUCCCAUUUCGUUGGACCCAAAGUCUCAGAGGAGUCAGAGGUAGAAUGAUUCUGAACGCAAUAGGAAACCUUAGCGAGGCCUGUAGUAACGAAAAGCAAUAAUCGGAUCCAGACUAUUGAAAAGGUCGGUUGGGCGAAAUGGCUAAGGAUUUUUUUCCAUCCAAAAAACUCGAAAUUAUACAAUAGGUCUGAAAGGCCAAAUUUCUGACAUUGUCAUUUGAGUCAACUUGGAUUUUCAACUAUUUUGUAUUAGCCCAGAGUUCUGUGUUUAGUUUUUUACUGAAUUCCUGUAAAAUCUCCUACCCUUAGAGCGAAGCCUCCUACUCCUAUACGUUGCGGUGCAUCACAGCGUCGACUCCCUUAUGUUUACGAUUUAAUUUAUGUUAGAUGCGACGAGUUAAUGCAUCACAUUGAUGCGCUGCGUCGUACAAGCUUUUCGAAGCAACGACGGAGAGGAGAUGAAGUGGGAGAAUGAAUAACGCACUGCGCCGUUGUUUUCUUAUAUUGUGUUGACGCGCGUCGCCGCAAGGCAGGUGCGUUAUUUCAAGCCGCAAUUACCCAAUGCGGCUUCGCUCCUUAACCUAACCCAACCGACAAUAUACGCACUGAAAUUAAUAUAUACUUACGAGUAAGUUAGUCGUUCUAUUUAUGUGUGUGUCGUCAAAUCCACAGGGAUUUUUCACUUGACUUAGUACCCCAUAUAAAAUAAUAACAAUAUUAUAGUCUCAGUAUGUGGCUCCACCCUGUAUAGUAUAAGCAUGGCGUUGGUAGAUGUAAUUGACGCGCCAAAACAUUAUUUGUACCUAUGUGUACAUAAUAGUAUUUCAAAAA
Aricia agestis (brown argus) is the source of this 3003-nucleotide messenger RNA. RefSeq lists its product as uncharacterized. NCBI's taxonomy places the organism in Eukaryota, Metazoa, Arthropoda, Insecta, Lepidoptera, Lycaenidae. The transcript is spliced from 5 exons. The coding region runs from base 119 to 1036 and encodes 305 amino acids. Gene Ontology annotation, cellular component: negative cofactor 2 complex; nucleus. The record is from RefSeq and is a predicted model, not a curated record. Gene Ontology annotation, molecular function: core promoter sequence-specific DNA binding; protein heterodimerization activity; RNA polymerase II general transcription initiation factor activity. Gene Ontology annotation, biological process: negative regulation of transcription by RNA polymerase II; positive regulation of transcription by RNA polymerase II; transcription by RNA polymerase II.